Schistocerca serialis cubense is the source of this 6074-nucleotide messenger RNA. It is a transcript of the gene Gp210, whose product is annotated as nuclear pore membrane glycoprotein 210. The coding region runs from base 31 to 5865 and encodes 1944 amino acids. The transcript is spliced from 15 exons. Lineage: Eukaryota; Metazoa; Arthropoda; Insecta; Orthoptera; Acrididae. Gene Ontology annotation, cellular component: nuclear pore. The record is from RefSeq and is a predicted model, not a curated record.
GCUGUUUGGUUUGGUUUGAAAGACAAAAUUAUGGCGGGUGUUCGUAUAUGGAUUGUGUGUUUGUUUUUGUUAUUGUUUUGCUUUAAAAGUGGAGUUCUUGGAUCAAAAUUAAACGUGCCACGAGUUCUUCUACCAUUGUUCAAUAGCUUCAACACUAAUUUUACCUUGGAGGUGGUGGACGCCGCAAGUGGAGGCUGUUAUAAAUGGACUACAUCCAGACCAAAUAUAGUGCAACUGCUGCCUGUUGAAGGAGAAUUACUGACAGACUGCAUGGGUAAAGUCGUAGUGACAGCAGUAACGAAAGAGAGAGUACGAAGUACUGCAAUAGUAUUUGCAGAAGAAACAAAUUCAGGACAAGUACUGAGAUGUGAUGUUAUUGUUGACGUUAUUUCUUCACUGGCGAUUGUAACAACAACAAGAGAGCUGUUCCGAGAGGAAGCACCAGAAGCAUUUGAAGCCAGAGCAUACGAUGACCAGGGUAAUGAGUUCACAACAUUGGAAGGAGUUGAAUUUGAAUGGUCUGUUAUAAAUUGGAAUCAACAGCCGGGUAGUCAUGAAACAACCCAGAAUAAUGUGUUAAGAUUCAUUACUUUCAAAGACUCUCCAUAUGAGACGCCAAGCACUGUAAUGGCACUUGAUAACCGUGGUCUUCAGGGACAUAUUGUACUAAUGGAAGGACUGAAAACAGGUUCAGCAAAGAUAUCUGUACGUCUGCCACAGGAAGAGUAUAGCAAUAUACCACCUAUUCAAGUAGAACUUAUGAUUGUGGCUAAUUUAUUAAUAAUGCCUUCCGAUGCAUACAUACUUACUGGAGAUUCUGUGAAAUUCCACAUUUACCAGAUUCAGCAUGGUAAACUUGAAGAAAUAAUAAAUUCACAGCAGUAUUAUUUGGAGAUGGAGGAUCAUAGCAUCGCUUCAUUAGAUAAGAGGACAAAUAUUGUGACAGGAAAAAAACUAGGAAAGACUAAAGUGUUGCUACAUGACCGCAAUGUGAAUGAGAAAGAGACUGGUAUAAAGAUACCAAGUGCAAGUUUGACCGUAGCAAGUCCUGCUUACAUCAAGCUAGACAUUUUACCUCAUCACAACUGGGCAGUUAUAGUAGAGGAUUACUAUGAAAUUGUAGUUGAGGUGUAUGACAAAGAGAACCACAGACUGAGCAUUGGUGAUGGUGUAGAAGUGGCUACUUUGAUACCUGAAGCAUAUUUUGAAAUACAAACAAAAUCUAAUAAUGGAACAUAUGUUUAUGGUUCACCGUCUGAAGUAGGAACAGCUCAAGUGCGCUCAACUCUCUUAUCUGUGACUGAUGUAGAGGGCCGCAUACAUGCAAUUUCACCAAAGAUUUCUGCUCAGGCAAAUCUUAUGAUUUAUAAGCGAAUAGCCAUCACACCUUCAGAGGUCUUACUUCCAUGGCAUCCCUUGAAGAGACCAAAGUAUGAAGUAAAACUCCAAGUAUCAGGUGGUGAUGGAAAUUUUGUAUGGCAAAGCAAAGACACCUCUAUUGCUGUUGUCACUCAGGCUGGAGUAGUAAGAACUGUCAAUCAAGGGCAUGUUGAGAUAACUGCUGCAAUGGACAUUAAUCGAAACAACUAUGCAGUGUCAAAUUUUCAUAUUUUGCCACCGCGCCAGCUGCAAAUAGUAGAAUAUUUGGCAGAAACAGAAGUGGGAAACUCUAUUUUUUUACAUGUUGCAAUGUUUGCUGAGAGGCCAGUAGAAAGUGAUAAAGCAAAAAAGAUAUCACUUGCUGCUUUCACACAAUGUGCAGACAUCCCAUUUCAGGUCCAGAUAUGGGACGAAAUUUUUUCAUUUAACGAGUCUCUUAAAACAGCACCCAUUGGCACAGCUUGUUCGUCUUUGGGUAUCACAGCUACGGAGUUGGGUACUACAAAAGUGACAGUGUCAUAUACACAAGAAGAAAUAACACUUGAAGAUAGUGUUACAUUAGCAAGUUACUGGCCAUUAAAGCCUGUCAAUCCAGCUAGUGGCGUUGUAGUUUUAGCUGUUGGAUCAGCAAGGACAGUAGUAUUUACUGGUGGACCAAGACCUUGGAUUGGACAUGCAUCUGAGCAUUUUCAUCACUUGGAGCCGACUCCCAGUGAAAAUGAUAUUAUAGAAGUAAUGGAACUCAGUAACAUUGUUUCAGAUCAGCCAGAUGUUUACACUUACCGUAUUUUAUGUAAGCAGCUUGGUGAAGCAGAAGUUACCUUGACAGUCACAAACAAACCGAUGGCUAGGUACAGAAAGCGCUCAGAAUCUGUUGCAACAGUGACUGUAUAUUGUGCAAAACCCCGUUACAUUUCACUAUUUCCAGAAAUUAAACUGACAGAGAAAGAACGUUGUCCAAUCAAUUACCAGAAUGAAAGAAUGGUGGUGCAGAAUUAUAAAGAUAUUGAAGUGGCUGUUAUUGUUACAGAUGAACAAGGUCAUGUAUUUGACAAUGUAUCAAGUUUGGACAUUGACUGGAUGGUUUCUGACGAAUCUCUUGGUAUUUUGCCUAAUCCAGACGAGAUGGUUUUUGAAAAUUUAGAAGAAAAUGGUCGCGUCUUCCCCUCACGCCAAUAUCAAGUGAUACAACCAAAAGGCAAGACUGGUGUCCUUGAAAUAACAGCACGUGUUGUCGGCUAUAAUACUCUUUUGCUGAGAGAAUUGGAAAUCAUUCCAGAAUAUCCCCCAUUUCCUGUCACUGAUAAAAAAGGCUAUGAGUCAACACCAGAAAUUGUGUCAACAUUGAGCCUUCUGUUAGUCAGCGAUACUAUUGUAACACCCAAUGUUGCUUAUGUUUUCAACCAUCCUGAUAAUAUGAUUAAACUCCAAGUAAGCCAAGGUUCAGGUUAUUAUGAACUUGUCCUCAGUUCUGAAGACGUGGCUGAUGUUACUUAUGUGGAAGGCUCCAGAAUUAUAGAAAUUGUUCCAAAAACAGAUGGUCAUUUAAAAUUGGCUAUGGUAGACCUAUGUCUUCCAUCAAAACCAGCACUAGCAGAAGUUCAGGUUUCAAGUGUAGGCAGCAUCAAAGUAGAAGUUGCUGAACAUGUAGAGAAGGGUCGAUGCAUUCCAGCUGUUGUUCAUUUAUAUGAUACAACAGGAAAUGUUUUGCCCAUUUCAGAUAUUUCUUUGUUGAAUCUUCGACCAUUAGCUGAUACAGCAGUCAUUGGAAUAAAACUUUUGCCUGACAAGGAGACCCUCAUGAAAGUAGGUUCCUUGGGAGAAGUCCAUUAUGUUAUUACUGGCUUGCAACUUGGCGAUAUAAACUUAAUUUUUGCCAGUGGUUUUGAAGGGAAUGAAGUGCUCAGUCACCCUGUUCCAAUUCAGGUUUUCCCACCUUUAAAACUCCUACCCCGAAAUGUCACACUGGUGGUAGGAUCUGUGUACCAGAUUAACAGUCAUGGUGGUCCACGACCAGCAUCACAUAUUGAUUAUUCUGUUAGCUCUACCUCAAUUGCAACAGUGAAUUCAGUUGGCCUUGUUGAAGGAUUUGGCCAAGGGAAAACAGUACUUGUUGGAAAAGCUGUGGGCAUAAACAAGGCAACAGGACAGAGGGUCGUCUAUUCAAAGGAUAGUGUUGAAAUAAAUGUCAUUCCUCUUGCUGCCAUUAAAAUUAAUGCACCAUUAAAUAGAAUAAUUGUUGGUGCUACAAUGCCACUUUGGGCUCAUGGUAUUCCUGAAGAGUUGACGCCCUUGAUUAUUGGUUGUGCAAGGCCAUCUCUGCUGUUUGAUUGGGCUGUUUCAGCACCUAAUGUAGUUCAAUUGAAUAAUGUUUACCAUGAAACUGGUAUUGUACUGAAAGAUGAAGAUAAAAUUUCCAUGCGAUUGACUGCUCUAAGGGCGGGCAUCUCAACUAUUUAUUUAAAUGUUACUGUACCUCCUAGAAUGUCUGCUUUUCCUCAAGAGCAGACAGUGAAAUUUGAAACUAGCUUAGAAAUUGAAGUGUUUGAAGAGCUGCGUCUUGCAUCACCACCCAGUGUAGGAGAAUUUCAGUCACCAUAUAUUUUGAUGGCUCCUGACACUGAAAUACAGCUAAAAACAAACCACGAAGGAGAUCUCAUGUACUCAGUGCUGGGUUCAAUUGAUCCUGCAGAGAAAGCAGAAUCAUCAGAUGUUGAAAGUAUCGACCGUGCAGUUAGUAAUGUGACUCCAUUGCUAACAGUGAAUGAACGUGGAUUAAUAAGAUCACAGAGUGCCACCGGAAGAACUGUUGUCACUGUAUCAGUGAAAGAAGGUUUUGGCUUGAAACAAGUACUUGGUGUAACAGUUGAGGUUAAACCAAUUCAUUACAUGAUGAUAAAUUUCAAUCCAAUUUUUCAUGUUGCUGAAGAUGAAACAGUCUCAGUGCUUCCAAAAGGCAUUACAGCAGAUUUUUCCAUCACUUACCAUGAUAACACAGGAAUGACAUUUACUACAGUUGAGUCAGAUAUCAAACUCAGAACAAAUAGAUUUGAUCUUGUUCAACUUAGCAAAAAACCAAAAGAUGGAUCGGUUCAUGCAACUUUUGAACAAGAGAGCUCAACAAUGCUGAAAAUCUGGGAUGACAUUGUGUUUCAGCAUUCUGCUGACUAUAUUAAACUUACAGUUGGAGAAAUUAUAUUGCCUUCAGUGAGGACCCUUACACUGGGGGAUGUAAUCUGUUUUUCAAUGCCUUUGGUCUCGCCAGAUGGCAAAACUGGUCACUGGAGUACUGACAGUGAAAAUAUACUGAGUGUGCAUCCACAUCUAGGCAUUGGUCGUGCACGACUAGUGGGCAGUGUGACAGUGCGUCAUCACUUGCCUAAUAAUAUAGUCACUAAUAUUCAACUAAGAAUUCUGCCUGUAUUCAAGGUAAAACUAUUGCCAACAAAACAACAUAUACUGACAAAUGCCUAUUUGGGUCAAUCGUACCGGGUACCUGUCGUGUUGUGCAGUGAACUUGACAAAACAAAAACUGUAAGCAUGCGCAGUCGAAAUGGAACAUGUCCUGAGGGUUACUUUGUCACUGCAUUUCCUUUUUAUUGCGCUAUUCGUUUCUCUGAUCCUGAUGCAGAAUUUGAUGUCGACGAUGUCUUUGCUGUCCAUCAAAGAUUUGACUUGGAAAAAGGUGAAUAUUCUUGUGAGAUCCUUGCUGCCGACGAUCCACCUCCGAGUUUAAGCACAUUUGAAGGAGAUGUUAUUUUAACAGUUGAAAGUGGUGGAGUUAUGUCUGAACCAAUGACAAUACCAUUCAUGCCUGCCAUUUACGUGAGCACACCUGAAAUUUACUUGUCAGAUGCAGAGAUGGCUGGAACAUUAAUUAUUAAUGGAAUACCUGAAGUUCUUAAGCAAGUAAAGGUGGAGUCAGAAAACACACUUCUUACUGUGGUAAAAAAGGAUUGUGCUGUCCGCCUAUCAUCAUCAUCUUACAGGAUAAUUUUGAGUGACGAGUUCUGGAAACUUGGAGAAUUAAGCUUAAAAAUGAAUGUCAGCGUUAUUUCUGAUCUUACCUGUCAGAAUUUGCAGGUUCCUGUCAAGAUGCGUCUAAAGGCUGACAAAGUUCAUUUACCAUCUCCUUGUUUAGUGACGCAUUUGACUUCAUGGGGAACAUACAUCAGUGAUGGCCUAUAUAACUACAGAUAUCUUAUUGUGAUCACCUUGAUUGUUAUUCUUAUGGGAACUAUAUACAGUUACAGGUUUAUUGCUGUUCCAAUGGCAACCAGGAGAGGAGAGUCAAUGAUAUUAGGACCAUCUUCACUUCAGCUAACAAAAAGACAAUCAAUUUAUGAUGCAGCAGGUAGUGGCAGUAUCAGCAGGCCUAGUAAUUUAAUGAUUCGUGCACCAUUUUCUACAACUGAAGCUGUAUAUGGAGACCCAAGGACACCAUUCCAAAAUAUUGAUGCACAUCGAAGGAGAACUUUUCUGUGAUGAAGCCAGUGUGGACACUGGCAUGUUGUAAUUUAUUGUUUAGUAGAUGUGUUGGUUCUGGAAACUGUGGUUUACAAGUGGGUCAGAUGACGUGUUCCUGUGAUACAACAUUCUAAUGUAGUGUUGCUUCUUCUGGUGUUCUCUCCACCUGAAGUGUUCAAAUUGUGAAGUCCUGUAAAUAAAGGAAAGUUUUUACUUUGUCCAUUUGA